AUGUCUUGGCAAGACUAUGUUGAUUACCAAUUAAUCCAAAAGGGACUUGCUCAUGCCGCCUUCAUAGGAGAAGAUCUUGUUGUUUGGGCAUCUAGCGAGGGUUUUAAUCUAUCUGAAGCUGAACGGCGUGCAAUGUUUGACGCAUUCGAAAAUCAAGAUCAUUUCUAUGAAUCAGGCUUAGAUCUUACUGGACGACACUUUCAUCCUGCAGCCGCUGAUGAUCGCAUUAUCAGGGUUGUACAGGAGGGAAAUGGGGCAAUGCUGGUGAGGAUGAAGGGUUUCAUCAUUGUGGGUGAAUACGGCAAUCUUGCGCCUGCACAGGGGCAGUAUUUCAUAAACAAACUAGCGGACCAGCUCACUGCGGCGGGCUUCUGA
This is a messenger RNA of Aspergillus oryzae RIB40, 375 nucleotides long. RefSeq names its product profilin (gene pfy1). Gene Ontology annotation, cellular component: cell cortex. Gene Ontology annotation, molecular function: actin monomer binding. The transcript is spliced from 4 exons. Lineage: Eukaryota; Fungi; Ascomycota; Eurotiomycetes; Eurotiales; Aspergillaceae. Bases 1 to 375 code for a protein of 124 amino acids. The record is from RefSeq and is a predicted model, not a curated record.